Molecule: messenger RNA, 1651 nt
Organism: Melanaphis sacchari
Lineage: Eukaryota; Metazoa; Arthropoda; Insecta; Hemiptera; Aphididae
Exons: 10
Coding region: 9-1556 (515 amino acids)
Source: RefSeq, a predicted model, not a curated record
ACCGCGACAUGGAAUUUAGAAAAAGAAAACAAAGAGAUACAGAAAACAACGGAGACUUGACGAUUACAAUUAACAACCACGAAGAACUGCACGAUGAACUGCAUGAAGAAUUAAAAGUCGACGGAAACAAUACGAAUGUAGCAUGUGAUGUUCAUGACGGUCAAUCCGAACUGUUUGACUUUGCCAUCGGAGAUGGUAUCAUCAACGUUCCGGCAGUCAAUAUGAAAAAACCAUUAGUUAUGGACUUCAGCGAUGGAACUAAUGAUAACCAGAAGGGUCGUAAUAGUAUGAAAUGGGUGGUUGUAAAGUUUAUUGGCGGUAAAGAUUGUGUGAUCCCAAUAAAUUGGUUGAUCGAAACAGAUUCAGAGAAUUUGUCCAAGUGUUCUGUUAAGUAUUGUAAAUGGCCAUCAAAAAGAGUGACACGUUAUGAUUUAAAGUUAGCUGAAGACCCAGAUUAUUCAUGGACACUGCACAAAAUUAAAGUAUUUGAUGGCAACAAAACUUAUGGACAAUUUUCUAAGGCUUGGCAUAAGUAUGAACUAGAAUCAACAUAUAACGAGGACAUUUCUAAUAAAAAACGAAAAUGUUGUAGUUCUUUAAGUAAUGAUAAUUCAUGCAUUGAAGAUAAUGGUUAUAAUAUUGUGCCUGCUGUAGCUAGUACUAUGAUAAGUUCUGAACCAAUUACAGAAUUACAAGAAAUGUCAUAUAUAAAUCUGCAAGCACCUAAUGAUUUAACAUCUACAAAAUAUGCUAACGAAAAUUUAAAUAUUGGCACAUUGAAAGAUACUUUAACUCAAACGUCAAAAAUUCUAACUUCAUCUAUUUCAGACUUACAAGUGCCUUACAUUGAAGAUCAUAAUCAAUGUUUCUCUAAUUCACCGACGUUUAUUUCUGCUAGUGAUAACAAUUAUUCAACAAUGCAAAAUUUAAAUUUUGAAAAAAAUCAAAGUUUAUUGAGUUCUAAAACCAAUAAUGAUUUAAGCCAUUUAUCUUUGCCAAGUACAUUUGAUGAAGAAGGUCUUCAUUGUAUUUUAAAGAACAUUCAAACUGAAAUGAUAACUGCUCGUUUAACGAAUGAGCGUAUAUUAAGCAAAAUAAGUAGUUUAAAAAAUGAUGUAGCAAAAUUGGCCCGCCAUGUGUUACCUAUAGGAUUAGCUUUUUCAAAUGAUGUGGAAGAUAAACAGUUUUUAGACCAACUUCCAUUUUCCAACUGGGAAAAUGUUUUGGUUUGUGAAAGAGUACUUCAAACAAAUAAUGAUGUGAAAGAGAAAUUUAAACAUAUGCUAAGUGUAGUUGGUGGUGUAGAUGCAAAAACCAAUAUUAGACGCAUUUUGAAUAAAUUAUUUACAAAUAAAUUUGCUAUCAAAUGUUCAUGGACAGGUAGAGCUUUUGAAAAAGAUGUUAAAAAGUAUAAAGUUCAAAAUUUACAAAUUAUUGUUGUUAUGAGAAGUGUUAUCAAAAAUCAGUAUCCUCAAAAUUCUGAUGCACAAUUUGAGUUAGACGUCCAAAGUUGGUUCAGAACUUCUAAGACAAGAUAUGAUAGAGAAAAUAAAUAAAGAAUGUCAUUCAAGAUACUCAUAAAUUAAAAAAGUUAUAGUUGUAUUUACAGUCAUAAGUGGAACUUGCAAUUUUUUUUUCUUAUAUUUUGUUA